Messenger RNA from Solea solea (common sole), 4191 nucleotides. RefSeq names its product GABA(A) receptor-associated protein like 2 (gene gabarapl2). The transcript is spliced from 5 exons. The coding region runs from base 354 to 731 and encodes 125 amino acids. Gene Ontology annotation, cellular component: autophagosome; autophagosome membrane; cytosol. Gene Ontology annotation, molecular function: ubiquitin protein ligase binding. Gene Ontology annotation, biological process: autophagosome assembly; autophagy of mitochondrion; cellular response to nitrogen starvation. NCBI's taxonomy places the organism in Eukaryota, Metazoa, Chordata, Actinopteri, Pleuronectiformes, Soleidae. The record is from RefSeq and is a predicted model, not a curated record.
GAGAUGUGCACAUCCGCCACCGCAAGCUGAGCAAUCGACACUUUUAAUUCACACCGCAAUUCGCCGCAAUUGUAAUUUAAAAGAUACUUUAAAUUCCGGCCCGGGAGAAAAAUCGUUUCACGUUGAAGAACCUUCGAGAAGGAGCUCGUGAAGCCACCACCACUGCUUCUGCCUGGGAGUGACGUCAUCUCUGAGGAAGGCGGACUGACUGACAGACUGGAGGACGGACAGACAGCUCACAGACAGACAGACGGUGUUUUGUUUUGGUCGCAGUUCGGGACUCUGGACUGACACCGACGGUUUCCCGCAGAUUCAGACCGAACCAUCACGCCUCAGUGCGGGGAGCAGCAAAGAUGAAAUGGAUGUUUAAAGAGGACCAUUCCCUCGAGCACCGAUGUGUGGAGUCGGUCAAGAUACGCAACAAAUACCCCGACAGAGUGCCGGUGAUCGUGGAGAAGGUCUCCGGCUCUCAGAUCACGGACAUCGAUAAGAGGAAGUACCUGGUUCCCUCUGACAUCACAGUGGCCCAGUUCAUGUGGAUCAUCAGGAAACGCAUCCAGCUGCCUUCAGAGAAAGCCAUCUUCCUCUUCGUCGACAAAACCGUCCCACAGUCGAGUCUGACCAUGGGCCAACUCUACGACAAGGAGAAGGACGAGGACGGAUUCCUGUACGUGGCGUACAGCGGCGAGAACACCUUUGGCUACGAGAGCUUUUAUACAACACGGGGUUAAUACUUGACUGAAUACCGGUCCCACACACACGCACACACGCACACACAGACACACACAGACACACAGUGCACACCGUGUCACAGCGUCACUUCUUCAUACGUAAAUAAUGCACCGACACACUUGGUAAAGUCAUUUACAGAUUUUUGAUACUGAAAAAAUACCCAUUUCUGAUGAAGCUUAGCAUUACCACAACACUCUGGUUAACAUUUCGUUUAUUUCUUUUAUUUAUCGGGGCUGAGAUUAAGUCAUUCUUGAUAUUCUAAGUUGGACUUUUUUGGCCACAGUGACACAAGUGUAACACUGCCAUGAAGCAAAAGAAUAAUUAUGACCCCACGUAAGGCCAGUUCUCAUGAAGCAUAAAAACGCUGGUGGUGCGUUCACACUUAACGCGAUGUGAUUAUUAUUUUUAUUAGUUAUAUAAUUAGUCAGGCAUGGAAGCGCUACAGUUCAAAUGUGAAAUAUGAUUUUUGUUUAACAGCAAUGUAGCAGAAUAGCUAAUUAGCACCUCGAUCUGGAUCGAGACCAGACUAGCUGUACAAGUUAGCAUUAGCAUCAUGUGAAUAGUGGCUUGUUGCGUUUCCUUCCCUUACUCCUUCACUUCAGGUUGAAUUUAAGUUCAUUUGCUGCACUUUAUGACGGACAUAGUUAGCAUUAGCAUUAGCCCUGGGGAAGUAGUUGCGAGUUGUGUCCACUUGCUUCACGCCGUCACUUCAGUUCCUCGAGUUUAAAUUUCUUUGAAUCCGAGUGAUAACUUUUUGUUUUUUUGUCGACGCCAUAUGGCCACAGCUAAGCAGCCUCUCUGUGUGUUGUUGUUUUCUUGCGUUACGCUGCGUCAACAGAGAGAAAAUGUUGGUUUUACUUUACUUGAAGCAAAGUUAGCAUUAGCUUUAGCCCUGGGCAAGUAGUUGCGAGUUGUAUUCACUUGCUUCACUCCUUCACUUCAGUCGCUGGAGUUGAAAUAUUUGAAUUUACAGACUUUUUACAGAAGCUGUUGGUUGCACUUUAUUAUAAAUGUAGUUAGCAUUAGCAUUAGCCCCAGGCAAGUAGUUGCUGGUUGUGUUGGUAAUAACGUUGGGUGUGAACGUGCCGCUAGAUUAAAGCGACGCGUCGUGCUAUAGUUAAACGUGAUUGUCGUACGUUUGAUUGUCACGUGACAUUUGUGUUUACCUGAAGUGAGAGAAUAAAAGCCUGUGUAAUCAUAUGAUCAGUCACAGUCAUGCAUCAGUGUCUUCAGUGAUUCCUCACAUGAUGCCACAAAUAUCAACAUCACCCUGGACUCAGACCUGUGAUGUCAUGAAAAGUCACUCACUCUUAAGUUCAUUUUCAUGCAGGACCUCAACAUCUGUGACGUCCCGUUGCCCCAGAGGUUAGCGGCUCAAACGCUCACACAAGACCUUCAGCAGGAAGAAAAUCACUGAAGUCACGUUAAAGGGAAAAGUUCAGGUGUUUUCAAACAAGGCGCUGGCACACGAAUAAGACAGCUACUGCUCUGAAAACAUGGCUGCCAACGAGCAAGCAGAGUGUAGCCACUUAACAAUCUAGUUCAAGUUUUCCACGCCUUCAGAAUAGCUUUGGCUUCACUUUGUGGACCGCUCACUCUCCCACACCAAAGUCCACAGAGAAAACCAGUUUUGAACCAUUUGAACAUCACACACACACACACACACACACACACAGGAGCUGCUGAUCCACUGCUGCCUCCAUCACUAAGUUCUAAUGUCUUAUUUGUUACUUUGCGAAACCCUUAAUUCAGAUUAACCUCAGUGACACAAAGUGACCACAUGGGUCCCCGCGAGCUAAAAUCACUGAUUUUCCUCUGUGGACUUUGGUGUGGACGACAGAGCACACGUCAAUACCUUAUACAAACAACACUAUUGCUCAACUACUGGACAGACAUGUUACGGAUUUAAUACAUACAGCAAACACAACAACCCUACAGUAUUCUAAAGGGAUUAAGGGAAGAUUUAAGUGAUCUGUGUUUACCUGCAGCCGCGGCGUCAGACACCAGGGGGGUAUUCCAUCAACGUAGCUAAGAAUUGCCAGACUUAGGUGUUAGCUUGAAGCUUGACUAAGCUCCACCUCCCAAUCUAGCUCCAAGUCGUUCCAUCAAGUGAAAUCAGCUGGCUCCACCUGACGCUUAGUCAAGCCUCACCUGUUAAGCCUCAACUUGUGCACGCCCACAGGGACAAUAAAAAGCCCAUUCUAGUCGAGCGCGGAAACUGUGAAAAAUGCCGAAAAGCAAGAGGAAAAGAACGUGCAGAGAUGUUCUCUGCAGCGGAGCAAACCCUCCUCAUGGAGGUAUAUGAGGAUUACAGCCACAUAAUCCCAAAGAAGGGACAACAUAUAUGUAGACAAUAAUCUACCAAUGAUUUCUUGAUGGUUUUUGUUUUAAACUGAUCAAUUAUGUGGACCUAUUAAUGCAACCAAAGCCCUAAAAUGAAAAGGAAAAUCCCCAAAGAACAAAAAGACAGCCCUAAUAAGUGACAUUCAUAUGAACAUAAUUAAAAUAGCAUUAUUGUGAAAUUCUCCAUAUUUGAUCCUUUGGCAGCCCUAGUAGUGAUGUUAGAAAGUGAUAUUCAUCAUGUUGGUUAUCAUUCUAUAGGAAAUAAUCAUAUGACAGAUCUAUUGAUUAUUUAUCUAGAAUCAUUUAGCAAAUCAAGCAAUUCAAUGGAGACGAGGACCCUUAUUACAGUAAGUGAAUGCAGGUGACAGCAAAUCAAUCAUCAAUCAAUCUUUUAUUUUCAAUGCCUCAAUUUCCUUUUAUUUUAUUUUUUUGCUAAUUAGUUUAAUUUUGUAUUUAUUUGUGUCUUAUUUUUUAUUAUAUUUUAUUUUGGGGAUAAUGUUCUUUCAUGUACUUGUAUAUAAUAUAUAAUUAUUAGUAUAAAUAAUUUCUUUACUACAUUUUAUUAUAUAUAGUUUAUGUUUAUCAUAUUAUUUUAUCAUUCCAUGACAGUUGUGUGUCUCUGUUUCUGUCUGUUGGACAUUCUUUGAUCAUAGAUGGUGCUAAGCUUCACUUUUAGCCUGCUACAGACCAGGUUUGCCCGGCAGCAUCAGUUACCAUGGUUACAUGGCUGGCAUUCACAUUAGCCACCUUGGUGGAACAGGGUUGAGGCUCAGAUUGAUGGAACGGAAACCUGAGCCACAGUUAUGGCUUAGCCAGAGUCAUAGUUUCCAUGGUUACUGAGUUGGGGCUAAUCUCAGCCUCUCACUCAUAUUAGCCAGACUUGGCCAUUGAAGCUUGGCUUUGCCUUUAGCCUGCUUGAUGGAAUCCCCCCCUGGUGUGUUUCCACACGCUAACGCAUGUACAUGUGAACCACGCGGCUGAUGAAACAUGUACGUAAGUGUCAUGUAUUGAUGUUGACAAUUACUUCAUGUCAUCGGUGUUGUAUGAUUAAACUGAAUUUUAGACAUAUGAAAAGUAGCUGGAUGACCUGACCAAUAAAGGUGAAUGUAAACUGAA